GGCGACGGACAGCGCCUAACCAUCCCCAGAUCUGCGUCCACUCGACUGCGGUGUCGUGGGAAGAGGAGGCUGUGCGUGCCGGCCCGCCUCUCUCGAUUGGCCUCUCUGGAGGAGGCCAUCUCGCACUGGAGAUAAGGACAGAGAUGUCGCGUGCGUCCGAGCCGAGGAGUCAGGGUCAGCUGCCAACACUGAUUCACUACCACUUGCCUGGCGACAAGGACGACCCCGACCAUCCCAAUGCCUUCCCCAUCCUCAAGAGCCCGGAGGAGAUCAAACUCAAGGACGUCAAGCAGAAGUUCCCGCUUCCUGGAGUGUACCACUUCAGGUAGGUACGCACUGAUGCGUGGCGACUGAGGCAGCAAAGAGAUGGUUUGUUUGCUCACGGUGACUGUGCGGCUGGUGUGGCUGGUUGUGUGUCCGUCUCUGCGUGGUGGUUGUGUGUGAUAGGUUCAAAUAUCGUCAGGAGUCAUCGUUUGUGUGGAUUGAUGUGACAAAUGAUGACUCGAGAGUGCCCAUGUUCAACCAGAAAGUCGUCGCAAAGGUACAGACGGACCAGACGCACCUGACACACCCCGCCGACACGACACGUGUGUUGCUCUCCAUCGCAUGGUCCUUUCUGUCCGACCAGGUGCUGCGGAUAUCAUGGCACUCCGACAAGGACCACCCCGGCAAGAAGCGCCCCGACAGCAUCAUCGCCCCCAAGGCCUCAUCGUUCGCCGCCCCUCACCCCUCCCCACCCCCCACCUCCCACGCCACAGCAAACACCACAACCAUCGGCAGCCACGCACCGCAACAGGCAGACACGUCCACAGGCACCACUGGCGGACACAGAGACGAGCGGAGCGACGCGGGCGGGCCGUCGCGGCCGGCUAACCUGGGGCCGGCAAUGUCCAACGAGAACCUGAUUGGUCUUGACAUGGGUGGCGGUGGCGGUGCGGGUGCAGGCAGCGGGGGAAACCAGGCGGACAUGCUGAUUUUUGACACGGCACCCGCAAGUGGCGCAAACAAAGGUAGGUAGAUGGGCGGGCAACACAGGGAGGGCUUUCACAAUGACCGACCAAUGGGAGGAAACCAUGUGUGAUGUGUGUGCGUGUGUGUGCGUUCAGCGUCUGGCGGUGUGCCGCGGACUCCCUCUCCCCAGCCGUCUCCCCAGCCCAAACCCACCCCCGGCAAACACGAUGACUUCGAUAUGUUCUUCGGUCAGCCACAUUACAUUAGCACUGAACACAACCCCACACACAAACACAAGGCUGGAGGUGCAGUGAGCGCGUGAUGCGAUGCCCGUCGAUGGAUGGAUGGGUGUGGGCGUGUACAGGACGGUGAACUAGGGCCAUCCCCUCUCACUCCUCUCUGUGCCAUGAAGCAAUUGCUCAUCGUCACAUGGGCCUGUCAGCGGAUACGACAACAGGCUUCUCUGCCGCACUACACAGACACAGCACGGCCCUUGACGCUCGUGAGAGCGGUUACGGAUGAUAAGCGGCCUGUACUGACGUGAGUGAGCUCUCUGGAUGGAUGGAUGCGUGGCGUGUGACACACAACUUGUUUGUUCCUCUGCCUGCCAACACCUGGCCAACUCACGAUGUGAUGCG
Molecule: messenger RNA, 1589 nt
Organism: Vitrella brassicaformis
Lineage: Eukaryota; Vitrellaceae
Source: the annotation of a GenBank genome assembly